This is a messenger RNA of Oncorhynchus nerka (sockeye salmon), 1440 nucleotides long. Its product is annotated as coiled-coil domain-containing protein 40-like. Gene Ontology annotation, cellular component: cytoplasm; cilium. The coding region runs from base 1 to 1092 and encodes 363 amino acids. Gene Ontology annotation, biological process: axoneme assembly; heart looping; epithelial cilium movement involved in determination of left/right asymmetry. The transcript is spliced from 7 exons. NCBI's taxonomy places the organism in Eukaryota, Metazoa, Chordata, Actinopteri, Salmoniformes, Salmonidae. The record is from RefSeq and is a predicted model, not a curated record.
AUGGCUUCUCCUAUCUGCCUGCAGCCGCUGAUGAGAAGGUUCCAGACUGCACUGAAGAACCGCCUCCAUAAGCAACUGGGGAGACUCAACGUGGAGUUGCGGGAGAAGGUGCAAUGGCUAUUUAGACCGCAGGCGGCCACCCAGCGCCAACAGGCCCAGGAUCAGCUAGAGGGGGUCCGAAGCCAGUGCCGCACCAGCCAGGCCGUGUCCCAGCUGCAGAGUGAGGUAGAGAACCUGGCACUGCGUCUGUUCUACAUGCAGGUGGUUAACGCCGACCUGCACUCCGACAUCACAGCCAUGAAGAACACCUCGCGCAAGCCCCACUCCGAGAAGCCCCAAGCAGAAACACACCUGAUUCAAGAUCAGCCAAAUCUCUCUCUACCCCCCCUCUCUACCCGGAUCACCAAGCAUGUCACCAUCAUCGAGCGCAAGCAGGCCACCAUCAACGUUUACAACAAGAAGAUUGAGCAGCUCGUCGCCAGCACUGGGCACGAGGACCUGGGCCUGUUGGAGAUCCAGGCCAGUACUCUGACCAAACAGCUGGAGGAGGUGGGAGGAGAGAUCAAGGAGCAGCAGCAGCUCUGGCUGCUAGUGAGACUGAGCCAGGAGAAACAGGCCCGGAUCGCCGCCCGGAUCGCCGCCCUGCUCACACUGCAGGCCCAAUUCACCAUCCUACAGCAGAGGAAAGUCUGCACCGAGAGAGGGGGCCUCAGAGAGCUGCAGCACGGCCAGGCCAGUCUGAGCAGCAGUCUGCAGGACAAACAGCUGCAGCUGGGAGAGCUCCACAGAGCCAGAACUGUCCUCACCUCAGACUUCCACUGUCUGCAGGACACCAAGGAGAGGAACCUGGCCCGUCUGGUCUCCCUCCAGGGCCGGGCCAAGCAGCUCCAAGCGGUGCAUGAGGGUCGCUACAGCACCCUGUCCACCGGCGAAGCCUUGGAGCCUGCGUUGCAGGAGGAGCGUCUGCACGCUGUGACCACCAUCCUGCACCGUGUCCAGCAGGAGUUCCCCCAGCACCAAGGGGCGCUACGACGCCUCUCCCUAGCCCUGGCCACGUGCCUGCAGACUCCGAUUGGUCAGGAGACCCACUGACUAUUACAUGACUGAAAACUCCCAUCAUAGGAUCACCCACGGAGUCGAUUGGAGAUAGAGAUCCAUUAUAGUUGUAGGAUUUUACUGCUCUAUGGUGUUCUAUGUUACUCUGACUGUUAGGAUUUGGGAGCUGGACUUGGGGUGGAAGCUCUCCUCCUGGCCUUGAUUGGGCAAUUUAGGUUUUCAGAAUAUUUCAGUUUAUUUCGUUUCAGUCCAUUUUCAGUUGAUAAAAUGAAGAGUUGAUUUAAUAUAUACACGGAUACAUCCUGCCAGCGUGUGAAAAUAAUAUUGUCCAUGGAUAAACUGAAGAUACACAUACAGUAUAUAAACAUUAAAGGCAACAUUUUA